CUCGCCCGAUCGGGCACAGCAAUUUAGCAGCGUUAUUGCUUAUUAAAAUGUUUAGUUUUUUUGCUGCAACUUUUUUUAUUCGACCGAGAAAGAUGGUGAAAAAAUUGUGAUGGACAAUUUGGAAAGUGCAAACUGGGGCCAAAUGGUGUGGAAGGACUCUGAAGGAGUGAUGCAUUGCAGUCCUCGUUUAACCAGCCUGUAAAAGGGAAAACGGUCCACUGACAGCCAAGUGUUCAUACAUAUUACUGAAUGGGAGAUGAUAUUUUAUCAGGUGGAAAUGAUUGCAUUACUCAGGAAAAGUAAGAUAUUUACAUAUUUUAUUGCACACAUAUUAAACACGAGUUCAAAGAACACACUGUUUUAAAUGUGUUGAAUAACCGUGGUAUUAAAUACGAAGGGUUUGAGGAGGGGGGGAAAAAACGAAUAUUUAAGAUUAAAGAACGAUAUAGCAGGGAAGUCAUAUGGUGGGAUGGGGACGCUCCUAUUGGCGGAGGAGGGGAGAGAGGGCGUGGCUUGAGCGGCGCGUGGGAUCGCUUGGGUGACACAAUUAUAACAACUUUAUCUUCGCGGCCGAAACGCAUUUUUAUUGUCAAAUUCUCACAUCCUGGAUACUGUACUCCGUUGUUCGCAUUUCAAAUAGCGCCACAAUAUCACUUUGUGAUGAAAAAUGUGACGUUUGAGGAGCUACCCGGAGCGCGCGCCUGUCCCCCCCGAAAGGAUUUACUAUAUCGAAUCGCAUCUUUUCAUCCUGGGAAAAAGUUUUUGAUCAUUUUGUUUCCUUUGGUUUUUCUUCUUUGAUUCGGCGGAGCGAGCCGUUCGUCCCCGCGUCACGAUUUUCCAUGCAAUCGUGCGGCGUGUCUGUCGCCGUCGCUGCCUGCGCUGCUGCUCGGAGUCUCGGCUCGGCUUCUUCUGGUGGUGAUGAGGGAAAGAAAAUGGCGUCGGGAAAAGCGAGUGAAACAGAGGAGGACUUUCCGACACUGACAGCCCCGGAGAGGGACAGUUUGGCCGCGAUCGACAGCUCACUGUUUGGAUUUCAGAAGCUUCAUGAAGAUGGCGCCAGAACGAAGGCCCUGUUGAUGAAGGCCGUUCGCUGCUAUGAUUCGCUCAUCCUUAAGGCCGAGGGCAAAGUGGAGCCGGAGUUAUUCUGCCAGCUCGGCCACUUCAACCUCCUCCUGGAGGAUUACCCGAAAGCAUUGUCGGCAUACCAGAGGUACUACAGUUUACAGUCGGACUACUGGAAAAAUGCUGCCUUUCUGUAUGGCCUGGGAAUGGUCUACUUCCACUAUAAUGCCUUUCAGUGGGCGAUCAAAGCAUUCCAGGAGGUGCUGUACAUUGACCCAGGUUUCUCCCGGGCCAAGGAGAUCCACCUACGCCUGGGUCUCAUGUUCAAGGUCAACACCGACUAUGAGUCAAGCCUAAAGCAUUUUCAGCUGGCUUUGAUUGACUCCAACCCCUGCACUUUGUCCAAAGCUGAAAUUCAGUUCCACAUCGCUCAUUUGUAUGAGAUUCAGAAGAGAUACCGGGCUGCCAAGGAGGCUUACGAGAGCCUUCUGCAGACGGAGGAACUUCCUGCACAGGUGAAGGCCACUACCCUGCAGCAGCUAGGCUGGAUGCAUCACACGGUGGAGCAGCUCGGGGACAGAGCCAGCAGGGACAGCUAUGCCAUCCAGUGUUUGCAGAAAUCUCUGGAGGCCGACCCCAACUCUGGACAGACCUGGUACUUCCUUGGCAGGUGCUACUCUAGUAUUGGGAAGGUCCAGGACGCUUUCAUCUCCUAUCGGCAAUCCAUAGACAAAUCGGAGGCCAGUGCAGAUACCUGGUGCUCUAUAGGGGUGUUGUACCAGCAGCAGAACCAGCCCAUGGACGCCCUGCAGGCCUACAUCUGCGCCGUGCAGCUGGACCACAGCCACGCCGCCGCUUGGAUGGACUUGGGCACGCUGUACGAGUCCUGCAACCAGCCGCACGACGCCAUCAAGUGCUACAUCAACGCCACGCGCAGCAAGGGCUGCACCAACACCACCGCGCUGACGCACCGCAUCAAAUGCCUGCAGGCUUGUAAGCCCAAUCACAAUGCAGAGGGCGGGGGUCAGUCUCUGCCCCCUCACGUGGGCCCGCUGGGCCAGGCUGAGGACCAGACCUGCCCUGCCAAGAGGAGGCGAGCCUCCAGCCCCACCAAGGGUGAUUCAUGGGUCAGUAACCCACCACAGCAGCCAGUUCCCAACUGGUACCUCUCCCCGCAGAAAUUACAGGCGCUGGAACAGUUGCGGAGUAACCGGGCCAGCCUGAAGCCCCCACAGCUUCAGAUGCUGGGGCAACUGGAGGCUCAGUUCGCCAUGAUGCAGCAGCACCAGCACCAGAUGAGACAGAAUGCCUCAGGAGCCCCGGCGCGCCCCUCGCUCCCCAACGGCCCCACCACCGCCGGCAACUCCCUCCCCUCCCCCAACCCCAGCCUCCACCCCACCCGGCCCCACCUGGGACCCCACCGGCCCCUCUGCCCGCCGCAGCCGCUGGCCAACGGGCCCGUGGGGCCUGGGCCACACGGACACUCGGACGCCCUCCCCGCGGGCGACAGUAGUAACAGUAGUAAUAAUCAGCCGGGGCCCGCGGCCACGGGACCCAACGGAGACGUGCCUUACCUGCAUCCCGCCGGCGGCGGCGGCGACGCAGCACUGCUACCUCACACCUGCACAAGCGCACAAACACAGGACGCCGCGCCGCGCCAGGCCCUGCACCUAAACUCCUCUCAGGGGCUUCAGAAGGGUUGUGUUCCACACGCGACAGGCUCCAGUAGUGAGGGGACCCUCUCUCACCCCCAGACCCCCAACUCCUCCAUCGCCCCCGUGCACCCCAACAAUCAGGUUGGACAUUCCACGAUCGCCCCGUCGCCGCGACAGCAGGCCCACAACCACCUCCCGUCCCCGCCCUCCCUCCCCCACCCCUCUACCUCAGGUGGAGCAGCACCCGGUGCGUCCGCUACCAAAGAUAGCAACGGCGCGGCAGCCCUCGCCGCCGCGUCCCUCGGCAACGGGGCCGCCAAGGGCAAGGCGCCGUCGCCGAGGACGCCCGUCGACGGCCUGGCCAAUCACGUACACUCGGGGGGCGACAAAGGGGCAGAGGGUGGCGAGAAGCCGAGCCUUAGCGCAGACAAUCCUAGACUAUCUGCCCUGCUGGCAGGGGGGAAGGGCCCCGCGGAGGGCGAGGCGGUGGAGUCCCACAAGAAAGUCAACAACAUCCACCCGGCCGUCUUGCCCUCCACCCCCCACGCACAGGGCAGCUCGGCUGCCUCCUCGCCCAUCUCUGCCAUAUCCACCGCCACGCCCUCGCCCAAGUCCUCGGAACACACCCAGACCGGCGCCCACAGCCCCGCCACCUCCGCCGCCACGUCCACUGCGCCGGCCGUCAACGGCAACGGCAAGGGGGGCAUCUCAGAGGACUCGCAAAGCCCGCUGAAGGCCGAGCCGCCCACCGGCACCAGUCUCAAAGCUACGCCUCCACACGGACACGGCUCCUCCUCCUCCUCCUCCUCCUCGUCAUCCUCGAUAUCCAUCUACCCCAGCUCCACGGACGUGCUGAAGGCCUGCAGAAACCUGGGGAGGAACGGCCUCUCCAACAGCAGCAUCCUCCUCGACAAGUGCCCCCCGCCCCGGCUGCCCCCUCCACCCUCACCAGCCCUGCCCAAAGACAAGCUCAACCCCCCCACGCCCAGCAUCUAUCUGGAGAACAAGAGGGACGCUUUCUUCCCCCCACUGCACCAGUUCUGCACAAACCCCUCCAACCCCGUCACUGUCAUCAGAGGACUGGCGGGAGCACUCAAACUGGACUUGGGCCUGUUCUCCACGAAGACGCUGGUGGACGCGAACCCGGAGCACCUGGUGGAGGUCUGGACGCAGCUCUCGCAGCCCGCUGACGAGAACUGGGACCCGGCCGGCACCAAGAAAAUGUGGCGCUGCGAAAGCGCCCGCGCCCACACCACCAUCGCCAAAUACGCCCAGUAUCAGGCUGCUUCCUUCCAGGAGUCCCUACGGGAGGAGAAUGAGAAGAAGGCCCUAAAGGAGCCCUCGGACACAGAGCCAGCAGAGAGUGUCGCACGCAAAAGAAGGGGACCCCUGAAGCACAUCAAGUUCGGAACCAACAUCGACGUGUCGGACGAGAGAAAGUGGAAGCAGCAGCUCCAGGAGCUCAGCAAACUGCCGGCCUUCGCUCGCGUCGUAUCAGCCGGCAACCUGCUGAGCCACGUGGGCCACACCAUCCUGGGCAUGAACACCGUCCAGCUCUACAUGAAGGUCCCCGGGAGCCGGAUAGCAGGUCACCAGGAGCACAAUAACUUCUGUGCCGUCAACAUCAACAUCGGACCGGGAGACUGCGAGUGGUUUGCGGUGCCGGAGCCCUACUGGGGAGUAAUGAGCAACUUCUGUGAAAAAAACAACAUCAACUUCCUGAUGGGCUCGUGGUGGCCCAACCUGGAGGACCUGUACGAGGCCGACGUGCCCGUCUACCGGUUCAUCCAGCGCCCCGGCGACCUGGUGUGGCUCAACACCGGCACCGUCCACUGGGUGCAGGCCAUCGGCUGGUGCAACAACAUCGCCUGGAACGUCGGCCCGCUCACCGCCCACCAGUACAAGCUGGCUGUUGAGCGCUACGAGUGGAACAAGCUCCAGAGUGUCAAGUCCAUGGUUCCCAUGGUGCACCUCUCCUGGAACAUGGCCCGCAACAUCAAAGUGUCCGACCACAAGCUGUUCGAGAUGAUCAAGUACUGCCUGCUGCGGACGCUGAAGCAGUGCCAGUGGGUGAAGGAGGCCCUGGCGACAGCCGGCAAGGAAACGGUGCUGAGGCCGAGGACCAGGGACGAGCCGGCCCACUACUGCACCAUCUGUGAGGUGGAGGUGUUCAACCUGCUGUUUGUGCGCCGCGAGCUCCUGACCAAGAAGCAGCACGUGGUCCACUGCCAGGACUGCGCCAGGAAAGGCAGCGCCACGCUGGACAACUUCGUGGCGCUGGAGCAGCACAGGAUGGAGGACCUGAUGCAGGUCUACGACCAGUUCACAUUAGCCCCUCCUCUUCACUCAUCUUCAUCUUGACAUUAGGUGACCCCCCCCCCCCUCCCUCUUUCUUCUUCUUCUUCUUCUUCUUCGUCUUCUGCCGUGGAACCCAUUCACAGGAACUCGUAUUAAGAAUAAAAAUGAAACGGAACGAACGAACAUCUACAUGCGCGGACCAUUUCUGAUAUUCAGGAAAGCCAAGGCCGUCUCUCCACCCCGCCCCCCUCCCCCACCCCCCACCCAUUAUGGCUGGUCUCCAUAGCGACGGCCGGAGGCUGAGGCGGCCCGAGUGCGUCUGUCUAUGCAACCUGUUUUUUUUUUUUUUGAAGUGCUGGGGCCUGGCCCUUCCAGAGGGGGGCGCCACCGAGCUCGCUGUCGGGGACUCGUUUCUCCCUUCCCCUCCCAGCCCCUCUAGUGACAAUGGUUCAGCCCUGUUUUAAUGGAGGACUUAAUCAAAAAACGGUUGGGAACCGGGGGAGGAGUGGGAUUCUUGAUGCGUGAUUUAAAUAAAAAAAAUUGUUUUGUAGAUACUUGUUAAUUGUCACGACUGGCCACACCACCCGUAAAAGACUACUGACUUGACAAGCGUUCUCUCUUUCUCUCCAUCCCUCCCUCCCUCAUCUUUAUGUUUUCUAUUCUGGUAACAGGAGGAAAUGUUGGCUUUGAUUUAUAGAAUUUCCCCAAAAAUUAUGUUCAGUUUACCCUUCUAAGGAGCACUAGCCUAACUGGUCUUUUUCUAUGGUAGAUAGUCAUUUUAAGACUCUUUGGACAGCAAAAUCUCCCAAAAAAUUUGUAAUGUGAAGAGUUACGGUGAUUUCCUUUUUUGUUUUUCUUUGUUUUGUUUUUUUUUACAGCUUUUAUGUUUUACAUUUUGUCUUGUUCUUUUCAAAACUAUGACGUUUUGUUUGUUUCUAGGUUAAAAAAAAAAGGAAAAAAAUGUAGAAAAAAAAAACAACUUACUAGCCAAGUCACAAAGAGAAUGGGUUGCACAUAGACUUAUGGAAUAAAGUUUAAUUUGUGAUUUUGUUAUGUUUCUAAUCUUGAUGUAAAUUUACACUAUUUAUAAAUACAUAUUUAUUGCUUGAAAAUAUUUGUUGAUGGAAUGCUGUUAUUUUUUUCCAGAGUACCUGCCAUUUAAAUUGAAGGAGUUUUGUCAUUUUAACACGACUCCUCUUACAUUUUCUAUAUAUAAAUAAAAAUUGCUUAGCAAGCAUUGUACAGAAACGGACAUUUAAAAAUUGUUUUAUUGUUUGAAGAAUGUUUUAUGAGUCAAUAAACACAACGUUGUCAAAUUA
Cyclopterus lumpus (lumpfish) is the source of this 6334-nucleotide messenger RNA. Its product is annotated as histone demethylase UTY-like. Bases 840 to 5078 code for a protein of 1412 amino acids. Gene Ontology annotation, biological process: heart development; regulation of gene expression. The record is from RefSeq and is a predicted model, not a curated record. Gene Ontology annotation, molecular function: RNA polymerase II cis-regulatory region sequence-specific DNA binding; histone H3K27me2/H3K27me3 demethylase activity; protein binding. Gene Ontology annotation, cellular component: MLL3/4 complex. NCBI's taxonomy places the organism in Eukaryota, Metazoa, Chordata, Actinopteri, Perciformes, Cyclopteridae. The transcript is spliced from 29 exons.